AUACCCGAGCACGUUGUACAAGUCUUAUGAUUUGUACGACGAGGCUGAAAAUGCAUUGCGCACGUACAUUGACAAUGAAGAUGUAGUAAGAGAUGUCCAACGUGAAUGUGAAGUGGCUAUCCAUGAAAAUCAACCUCCGAAUAAUGUUCGUGGGAAAGAUGCAAUGGACAUUCCUCUAGCAGCCCCGGAAGUUGUUGGGCACAAUUACGAGGUGGAGGGAUACCGUAAUGUCGGUAACUAUCUCAUGAAAAUGUCGGUUCCUCAAACUAGUGCUGUGGAAAGUGAAGUGUUGAUGACGUUGUUUCUUCGACACAAACAACGGGAAAUAGUUCCUGAACGAGGCAGAAUGACAGCUCCACACUUCAGGGAUUUGUUACACCAACUGAAAAGGAGACUACCUGUAACUUGCAUUGAUCAAGUUGAUCUUGCGAAGAUCAUAUUUUCUUGGAAGAAGCAAUACUUCAGUAUAAAAGCUAUGUUGAAGACAAGGAUGUUUGUGUGGGACUAA
Messenger RNA from Ilex paraguariensis (yerba mate), 508 nucleotides. The record is from the annotation of a GenBank genome assembly. NCBI's taxonomy places the organism in Eukaryota, Viridiplantae, Streptophyta, Magnoliopsida, Aquifoliales, Aquifoliaceae.